Molecule: messenger RNA, 963 nt
Organism: Cololabis saira (Pacific saury)
Lineage: Eukaryota; Metazoa; Chordata; Actinopteri; Beloniformes; Belonidae
Product: proteasome subunit beta type-11-like
Exons: 1
Coding region: 1-963 (320 amino acids)
Cellular component (GO): proteasome core complex
Source: RefSeq, a predicted model, not a curated record
AUGCAGAGUUCCAGUGCCUGGUCAUCUCCAGACUCUCUGCUGACGUCCUCGUCUCUGCCCACAAGCCUUCCUUUUGCUUCCACUCAGAGCGUGCCUCUGCCCUUCCCCAUGUCUCAUGGGACCACCACCUUGGCUUUCGUCUUCCAGGGCGGUGUGCUGGCCGCAGCAGACACUCGGUCCAGUUGCUCCGGUCUGGUGGCGUGCCCCGCCGCUCAGAAGAUCCUGCCCAUCCACAGUCAUCUGGUGGGCACCACAUCGGGAACGUCGGCCGACUGUGCCCUGUGGAAACGGAUUCUGGCUCGAGAACUGCGACUUUACCAGCUCCGCCACGGCCGGCGUUUGUCCACAGGUGGAGCGGCCAAAUUGCUCUCACACAUGCUUCACCCUUUUAAAGGAACGGAGCUGUGUGUGGCUGCCACACUGUGUGGGUGGGAUGGCGGAGAAUUGGAAGAUGGGUGUCAUGGAGGUACAGAGACUGAUCAAAGCGAUAGCAAAGAAACAACAAAGAGCCAAAAGACUGACCUGGAAAUGACCGGAGAUGCCUCCAGUGAAAAGGUCUCUCUGUCGAAGACAAAGACUUUGAGCUCUUUAUUCACUUUGAAGCGCUCUGUCAGGAAGAGUUUCUCAGGGCCCAGUCUGUUUUAUGUAUGCAGUGACGGUUCUCGCUUCCAGGGAAGACUGUUCUCUGUCGGUUCAGGAUCCCCUUAUGCUUACUCCAUUUUGGACCAAGGGGUUCAGUGGGGAUUGACAGUGGGUGAGGCCACAGCGAUAGCUAGAGAAGCCGUCUACCGAGCCACAUACAGGGAUGCAUACUCAGGAAACUGUGUAGACAUCUAUCAUGUCACCUCAAAGGGAUGGACUCGAAGGACCAGGGAAGACUUGAAAGAGGAAUUUUAUAGAGAAAAGGAAAAGCGAACGCAUGAAGGCAAGACACGAUGUGACGUUGUCAGAGUAAACACAUGA